Pseudogymnoascus destructans is the source of this 782-nucleotide messenger RNA. RefSeq lists its product as uncharacterized. The record is from RefSeq and is a predicted model, not a curated record. The coding region runs from base 1 to 570 and encodes 189 amino acids. The transcript is spliced from 3 exons. Gene Ontology annotation, biological process: purine nucleobase metabolic process. Lineage: Eukaryota; Fungi; Ascomycota; Leotiomycetes; Thelebolales; Thelebolaceae.
AUGGCCACCUCCAAAGCCCCAAUCUCCUGCCACGUCCUCGACACCGUGAUCGGCCGCCCCGGCGCCUCUAUAAAAGUGACGCUAUCCUGUCUCUCAGCGCCCAACAAGCAAUUCGGAUCCAUUCCCCACACCUUCACCGGGGUCACCAACUCCGACGGCCGCAUCGCGGAGUGGGAGAACAAGUUCGGCGUCGAGGUCUGGUCGGUCGUCAAUGAGGGCAGCGAUGAGGAUGACAAGAAUGGCACGACGGUGUGGAGUCUGAAGUUUGAUACUGAGGGGUAUUAUGGCGAGGGGAAGACGUUUUGGCCGUAUGUUGAGUUGACGUUUAGGGUCCAGAAGGGGGAGCACUAUCAUAGGCUAUGGCGGUUCAGCUAUAUGGGCCUCAAUGGCGAGGAGCGUUGCAAGGAGAUUCCUGUUCUUGAACCAACGGUUGAAGCACUAGUGGAGGAAGAACCCUUGCCUGGAAAUUUCCUGUCUCAUCUGGCAAUGGGCCAUGAGAGCAGAGAUGCCGAUUGGCGUCAACUGUCAAGGUUGAGGCCAGAAGAUUUGAAGGGAAAGAUUCCGAAUUGAUUUAUCAAAUACCUCUUUACCUCUUCGCAAUAUGACACCCGAUAAUAUAUGAAAAACAGGAGUGAGAUAAGUCAUAAAUGAAGGUGGAGGUGGAAAGUGAACGCCGGCCUGGGAGGUUGGUUUUGUGAAACCUCGUCGUCGAGCCAACAAGGUGGGGAAAGCCCAGAGAACUUCUUCUUCGAACACCAUUGUAAACAACUUCCGCAAAUCCA